Messenger RNA from Cavia porcellus (domestic guinea pig), 7515 nucleotides. RefSeq lists its product as uncharacterized. Gene Ontology annotation, cellular component: cytoplasm; nucleus. Lineage: Eukaryota; Metazoa; Chordata; Mammalia; Rodentia; Caviidae. Gene Ontology annotation, molecular function: protein serine/threonine kinase activity; ATP binding. The transcript has a single exon. The record is from RefSeq and is a predicted model, not a curated record. Bases 209 to 2878 code for a protein of 889 amino acids. Gene Ontology annotation, biological process: protein phosphorylation.
UAAAAUAAUAAAAUAACUAGCCACUGAUUUACUUAGCAUGAUGAAAAAGUUGAGCCAUAGGCUUUCUUAUAGUUAUUGGACCUCAAGUUAUUGGACAUAACUUCCUGGCAACAUGACCAAGCAGAACUUGGAACCCUUGUAGAAGACAUCACAAUCCAGUACCGCCCACCUCCCCAGCUCAUUUGCCUGGAGACACUCAGCGGAGAGGAUGCUGAGUUGUUUCUCCACAUCCAGAAGCCACAGCCCCAGGACCCCAGGCAGACAAAGUCUAUGUCAAAAAUUGAGAAAACGCCUCACACCAUCCAGAUGCCGCAGGCCAAAGUGCGAAAGGCGCGCAACUUUCACAGACAGCCCAGAGACGGUCUCCCCAAGACCAACCAACUGUGAACAGCCAACAUCAAGGUACCCACCCCAAAAGUCUGUUGACUCAGGUACAAAUGACACUCAAACCCCAAAGAUUCAUGGGCAAGUUUCAACAGGCCCCGAGAUACUCAGCAGCUCUGGACAGGUCUCAGCAGAGCUGGCAGCAGUAAAGUCAGACAGACCCAGGUGUGAAAGGCACCCGACUUUCACAGUCAGCCCAGAGACGGUCUCCCCAAGACCAACCGACUGUGAACAGCCACCAUCAAGGUACCCACCCCAAAAGUCUGUUGACUCAGGUACAAAUGACACUCAAACCCCAAAGAUUCAUGGGCAAGUUUCAACAGGCCCCGAGAUACUCAGCAGCUCUGGGCAGGUCUCAGCAGAGCUGGCAGCAGUAAAGUCAGACAGACCAAGGUGUGAAAGGCACCCAACUUUCACAGUCAGCCCAGAGACGGUCUCCCCAAGACCAACCGACUGUGAACAGCCACCAUCAAGGUACCCACACCAAAAGUCUGUUGACUCAGGUAAAAAUGACACUGAAACCAAAAGGAUUCAUGGGCAAGUUUCAACAGGCCCCAGGACACUCAGCAGCUCUGGGCAGGUCUCAGCAGAGCUGGCAGCAGUAAAGACAAACAGACCAAGGUGUCCAGAAGUAGAGACUAAUGUCACAGUGUCCAAUAACCACCAAACACUAAGAAACCUACAAUACGACCAGCUGGGCCGAGCUAUUAUGGAGAGUUACUUGGCAGGGAGAGAUGCCCAACUCCACACUGAACAGACAAUAAAGGCAGUAAGGCCUCCCUCACCCAUUAAGCCCUGUAUGCCAGUUUUCCUGCAUGACCAACCCUUCUCUGACCCAUUCUUCCCAAGUACCUCCAUGGCCUACACCACCUCCCAACAGGCCCAAGUUGUAGGUGGGGAUAAGAAGACGACAAGCCUUGAGAUUUUGUUUUCUUCUGAGGGCAAUGAACUUCUAGACACCUGCUCAUUUGGUAAUAAACACCUCACGAUUCAUACAUCAUCUCCUGCACCAAAGUAUACUGAGGUGUCUUGUGUAUCUGAAUGUACUGAAGUGCCUUGCUUACCACAAGAUGGAAAGGUGAUUUGCAUACCAGAAGAUCCUCAAGUGCCUUGGGUGCCAAAAACAACUCUGCCUCGUAUGUGUUUAGAUCAGAGUUCUUGGGACUGUCUGCAAAAGGAUACGGAGGCUCUCCCACCAUCAUUUCCAGAGGCUCCUCAGGUGUUUGGGGUACAAGAACAGCCUAAGACACCUUCUCCAGAAGAUAAAUCCAUCUGCUGUAGAGCUUCAGGACACUUGAGAAAGGUUCACCGCGCUAACGGCCACACAUUUGGAUCUAAAAGGUUCAGUAAGCGUGCUAAUUGUGCUGUCUGCUCAGACCCCACGGGAGGAUUUGGACGCAAGGCAUACAAAUGUAUGCACUGUAAAAUUUUAGUUCAUAAGAAGUGCCAUACACUCGUCAGAGUUCCAUGCAAGCACCAUACUGGUGAGGAAAAUGGCAGGCCUUUGUGCUCUUCUGCUCUUAAAGACUUUGACUUUCUCCGUGUCCUCGGGAGAGGAAGCUAUGGUAAAGUUUUACUAGCUCGGCAUAAAACAACAGAUCACCUCUAUGCCAUGAAAGUGGUGAGAAAGGAUGAUGAAAACCUUAGUCGUCUCCAGGUAGAGAAGCAAAUAUUGGAGAAGAGCUUGAACCACCCUUACCUGGUUGGCCUGCAUUCCUGCAUCGAGACACCAACCAGAUUUUUCUUUAUCCUGGAUUACAUCAGUGGAGGAGACCUAACAUACCAUCUGCAACAGUUCGGAAUCUUUCCCGAAGCACAUGUGAGAUUCUACUCCGGGGAGAUCUCCUUAGCUAUCAAGUUUCUUCAUGAACAUGAGAUAUUACACAGGGAUCUGAAGUUGGAGAACUUGUUACUAGAUGCGGACGGACACAUUAAAGUUACCGAUUUCAACCUAUGUAAGGCAGGACUGAAGGCAGGCGAGAAGACCAACAGUUUCUGUGGCACACUCAGUUAUCUGGCUCCAGAAAUCAUCAGAGGCGAAAGCUAUGGUUUCAGUGUGGACUGGUGGAAUCUUGGAACAGUCAUGUUCGAAAUGAUGGUGGGAGAGCCUCCGUAUCCUUUUGCAGACAGUCCCAAGAACUCUGAUCUAAACACAUACAAGGUCUUGCAAUCUAUGUUAGAAAGAGAAGUCCACAUUCCACAUCACCUGUCUGUCGAAGCCAGAAGCAUCCUCAAGGGUCUUCUGAAGAAGGAGCCAGAGGUAAGAUUGGGCUGUCACCCUCAGAGAGGAUUCAUCGAUAUUAAAGAGCAUCCAUUCUUUAACAAUCUGGACUGGAACAUGAUGGAAAAAAAGCAAGUGCCUCCUCCCUUUAAGCCAAGUAUUGGUACAGAAUUCAGGAUAGAAAACUUUGACCCUGAAUUUACCAACAAACCUGUCCAGCUCACACCUGAUGACAGUUACUUUGUGAACAGCAUAGAUGAAUUUGGGCUUUGAGUACAUCAAUCCCCUUUUCACAUAAGAAGAAUGAGUCUGAAUGUCACCUUCCAGUUAAGCAUCUGUUUGUAUAUCUAAUGCAUGACAAAACUUGUUACCAGCUUGCAUUCAACUGACACUUUUAUAAUUGCCUGGAAGAUCAUUUUAAUUUCCUUUUUCUAUAUGAAGAUGCCCUGCUUGAUUUUGGUUUUUGGUUAACAGAGUUACUUUUUAUGAUAAGGCUUAACGAUGAGGCAAUUUCUUUUUACCAAAUUUGUAAACACAUUCCGUUUGUUGCUUGGAGACAUAUUCCUGAUUUUUUUAUUUACUACACUGGAAAAUAAUAUCUCAUUAUGCUUGUUUUGCUCCCAAACUAUAUGACCUAUAUAUUUAGGCCCCUGAUUUUGUAAUAUUCAGGGAAAUCCAAAAACAAUAGUAACAACUUUGAACAACUCUGCAGAAACCACAUACAUUGUAGUUCUGUCUCCUAGGUCAAGCUUUAACCAUCUUAAAGUAUUACACCAUAAAUAUACUUUCUAAUAUUUAGUGGACAUCAAAACAAUAAUGCAAAGAAAGUAUUUCUCCAAAUAAGGCUAAAAUCCCAAAGGAGUUCUAAUGUGGACUCAGUAGGAAACAUUUUAAACAAAUGCCCUGUGUGAGUAUUUUACAUUCUGAAUGCCCAGUGGCAAAGAGCAGCUCUUAAAAGCAGGAUCAGAAACAUAUUUCUGACAUGUCAGAGUUCUCUGCAAUUUCAUGUUGUGUACACUGAUUUUUGUUUUUAAGCAAGAUCCGAGUACUACCAGAAACACAGAUUCCUUGCAAAGGAACAUGUCAAUCCUUAGAAAUAUUUUCUUUUGAUGUUUUCCUUACUUUCAAAUUUAGCUAUUUGAUGGAAUGAUAAAAUAUGACUCCAAGCUUGGGAAAAGUUACAUUUCUAAUGAAAUGGGGCAUCCAAAUAAAGAGAGAAAGAUAACUUAGUAAAUGCCUACACAUUUUAAGUCAUCCUAAAUUUAAAACUGGAUAGCUUGCCUAGAAUUAAACAUUAUCAAGCUUGUGCCAUUGUAACUUAUUUAGACUAUGACGGUUACUUUUCAAGUCCUUUGCACAGAGAUGGCACUGAAACAGAGCAAUGCUGUAUCUGGCAACUCUUGAAAUGACAAAUUGCUAACUACAAAUUGUAGUAAAAAUAAUUUGAAGAACUCUGCCCCUGAAAUGAACUGUACUACUAUUUUUAUUAAAAUUCGUAGUUAGCAAUUCAUUAUUUACACAGCUGCCAGAUACAGCACUCAUCUGUUUCAGUGCCAUUUCUGUGCAAAGGACUUGAAAAGUAACCACCAUUGUCUAAGUAAGUUACAAUGGCACAAUCUUACUGAACUUUAAUUCUAGCUAAGCUAUCUAGUUCUAAAUUUAGGAUCACAACAUGUGUAGGCAUUUACUAACAUAUCUUUCUAUCUUCAUUUGGAUGCCCCAUUUCAUUAGAAAUAUAACUUUUCCCGAGCUUGGAGUCAUAUUUUAUCUUUCCAUCAAAUAGCUAAAUUUGAAAAGUAAGGAAAACAUCAAAAGAAAGUGUUUCUAAGGAUUGACAUGUUCAUUUGCAAGGAAUCUGUGUUUCUGGUAAUACUCGGAUCUUGCUUAAAAACAAAAAUCAGUGUACACAACAUGAAUUUGCAGAGAACUCUGACAUGUCAGAAAUAUGUUUCUGGUCCUGCUUUUAAGAGCUGCUCUUUGCCACUGUGCAUUCAGAAAGUAAAAUACUCACACAGGGCAUUUGUUUAAAAUGUUUCCUACUGAGUCCACAUUAGAAUUGCUUUGGGCCUUUGGCCUUAUUUUGAGAAACAUUUUCUUCCCAUUAUUCUUUGGUCCUCCACUUAAAUAAUAGAAAUGUUAUUAAUGCUAUAAGCAGCAAUUUACAACCUUAUGAAUGCUUCUGAACAAAUUUUAAACAGAUAACUCUUAUAGAUCAUCUUCUCUGUUGCCCCAGUAAAGCCUUAUCAUUUGCACCAAUGAUUUCUGCACAAAAGCAGAAUUUUUCUUCAAUGAAGUCAAUCUUUAUUCAGGGUGUUAUGUGGAUUUUAAAAUUUUUACCUAGUAAGAUUUACUCUGUGUAUUUUAUGGGGAAUUUCAUUUCAAAAAUUUUAACUAUUCAAUUUUUUUUUGCAAUCUUUUAGUGUAAUGGCAUUUAUUAUAAAAAGUCUUCUCAAAAUAUUUACCAGGAAAAUAAGGCAGUUUACAAUCAGAAUAGUUGACCUUUUGAUAUUCUAAGACAUAAUUUACUUUGCAUAAGCCUGCGAUCAGUUCUCUUUAUUCAUAUUCAGCCUGAAUUCAAUUUCAAGUACCUGGUUCAGUAAUGCUACAGUUACUUUAUACAUUUGUUUUGUCAUGCAGCAUGCAGCCUUGGUGGUCAUGAUACAACCUGUAUUUGUGUACCACUUUUUUUCUCAUGUUAAAAACCUUUAGUUACAACAUGUAAUUCAAAUCACAGCCAUGAAAAGAUUUUGCAGCCAUAUUGUAAAACCGCCAUGGUGAUCAUACUGCAUUUUCACUAGUUUCAAUCUGGAGUAAACCUAAAGUGAAAUCUGCCAGCUCCAAACCAAGACUCAUGGUGACUUUCAAUUGCUUUCUGCUUCACUCCUCACUCACUGAAGAUCUGCUGUAUUGGACUGCUUUAAGUAAUGAACAACGUGUGGAUGCAGUAACAACUGGACAUGGUUGUAUAUAAUAUGAAUCUUAAAAAUUCAAUACAUCGUGUGUUGUAAUAGACAUACUUAAUUCACUCAUGUGAAGUAAACAUUCUCUGAAUUUUGGGGCCUGCAAUCUUUUGUUGCUUCUGUGUGAACCAUCAUGGUUCCUAACUGCCAUCAUGUUUUGGCCACAACUGUCUCCUAAGUCUUCAAUUAAUACUUGAUUUAAUGGAAACUCUGUGAAGCCCAGCCUCCAAGGGAUUUCACCCACCUUGGGUGAAAAAGUCAUGGGAUAAAGUCACUGACAGCUGUGUUUCCUAUGCCCUGUGAGCAGGCUACGUGGAUGAGAUGUGCACAUUUUAAGAGAGCUCUACAGCUGGACCUGAGAGGCUGGGGCCAAUAUUUCCAUAGAAAUGGAAUUUCAAUACAUUCAGUCCAUAAUGUGGGUUUUGGAGAACUAUAAUAGUGUUCUAGAAAAAGGUGACAAGACUGUAUUUGAACAAAUACGGAUUUUUGUAUAUGAAAAAAAUAAGAUCACCCUGAAAAAUAAGUCCUGGUGCAUCUUUUGGAGCAAAAUUUAAGGUAAGAGCUGGUCUUAUUUUCAGGGAAUAAUAUUUUUGAACUCUAGUUCACCCAACAGGGUCAUCAUGGGCAGCUGAGUUACUGCACCUGAAUGAAUAAUAUUUUCAUGGUAUGAGAUGACCCAAGAUAGCUUGGGCAGGGCAUAUGAAUGAGUACCCUCUACAGUGGUCAAGCAAAUGGAAGACAUGCAGGCCCUUUAGCAUCUGCUUUCUGCCACCUUCUCUCUUCCAAUAGUCAUGACUGAUGUCUGAGUGUUCACUGUGGGAGCAGCACUUUGGGUGCAGUAACUCAGCUGUCUAUGGUGACCCUAUUGGUGAGCUAGAGUGCGAUUCUUUUGUCCCUCAAAGGCCACCAGCUUGGUGCUACUAGGAGGUGGUGGAGCCCUCAGGAGUUGGAAUCUAGUGAAAGGUCUCCAGUCACUGGGCCGAAUCCCCUGAAGGGGACAGCAGGAUCUCAUGCCCUUCUUCUACUUUUCCCAGCCAUGAGGUGAGCAGCUUUGUUCUGCUAUGUGUCACCCCACACCCUGGCCCAUGAUACGCUGCCAGCAGCCUAUGCCAGUGGGCCAACCGGUCACAGAGUAGAACUUCCAGAAUUGAACCACAAUAAACCUUUUGUCUUUAUAAGUUGAUUACUUCAAGUAUUUGUUACAGUAGUAGAAAACUGAAUACCAGAGUGGAGCUGUGCUAUACACUAUAUUUCAGAGGGGAAUUAACUAGAGGAACAGAGAUACCAGGAGACUGACAUAAAUCAAAUGCCUUCACGUAGAAACACAACAGGUGCUCAAUGCCGAGGCUAUACCGUGACUUCCGACUUCAGUGUUCCUUUGCCCAGCCCUGGGUGUUUUAUGUUUUGCUUAUUAUAUGAAGGAUUUUUAAAUGAUUUUCAUGUAUAAGUGGUCCAUAUUUAUUGUGUUAUAUAUUUCUCAGAUUACUUCUAUGAAGCACGGGCUCCCCAGCUUCCAAGCCUGCGAGUCACACCAACAGCACUCCUGAAUCUCCACAGCAGAUAGGAACUCUCAGUUGCCAUAAUUACAUGAUUCAAUGUCUAAUGAUAAGUUUCUUCCUAUAUGCCAACAGGAAAUAUAUAUACACAUACAUGUAUAUGAUUUAUACACAUUCAGAGGCAUUCAUAGAAACCUGUUCACACAGAGACAAAGCAGAUAUAUAUCUACUAUACAGAAAUUUAUUAGAGAAAUCCCUGAUUAACAUGGCUAGGAUGGAGAACAGGGCACCCUCAUUAGAAAAAAAAGAGAACUGACCAUGAGUGCAUGGUGAUAUCAAAGAAAAACAAGCUUCCCUGUGGUAAGCUCCUAGAAUUUUGAAGUUAUUACAGAAGUUAGUGCAUUCUGAUCAAACUGUCAAAGCAACUACAGAAAUAUACCUGUCGGGAAAUACC